GAAGAACAACCAAAUGUUUUCAAAGAAACUCUUGAAGAAGCAAGCACGAGAUAUGCAGAGUUCCAAAGACGAACGGAAGGUGGUGAAAGGCGAUCACCAGAAAAGCAAGAAAGGCGGCGGCCAUAUUCCGAACGAAGAAAGUGGAAACCACGACCUCAAACUUCUGAACCACAUCCACAACAACAUCGACACAGGCAAAGAAUGUUGCCGACACCAGAAACUGAUACUGAUGCUGAAUCAUCCUAUCCUCCUCAACAGUCACGGAAGCAAAAGAAGGACAAGAAAGGAAAACCACUUUGUCGAACUUGCUAUCCUAUAAGUGAGUAUGAAGGAUUUGAUGCUGUUCAAUUUAUCAAGAUGGUGCCACAUGCAACCAGGCCAAUCCGAGCAACCGAUGGAGCUGUUGGUUAUGAUCUAACCUCAAUAGCUAUGUAUGUUAUUCCAGCCUAUGGAAGAACAUUAAUUUCUACGGGUUUAGCCAUGGAAAUACCCUGUGGAAUGUAUGGAAGAAUUGCCCCAAGAUCAGGGCUUGCCUUGCUACACGGCAUCGAUGUUGGCGCAGGAGUAAUUGACCCUGAUUACAGAGGAGAAAUCAAGGUCCUUCUCUUUAAUCAUAAUCAGGAGGAAUUUGAAGUGCGCGCUGGUGACAGAAUUGCUCAGAUCAUCUUUGAGAAGGUUUCUUUACCAAGAAUGGUGGAGAAAGAUGCUCGCAAUCUCUGUGACAUUCGGAAUGAUGAAAGACAUGAUGCUCGCAACUGGAGGAGCACCGAAGGAUUUGGCAGCACGGGGAAAGCUGCUUUGCAGUACAAAAAUGAUGAUUCAGACGAUUCUUUGGAGUACCAUGACCCUUUGGGAUAUCAACAUGAUGAAGAAGAAUCUGACUCAACACUUAACAUAAUCGCUAUGAUGGAGGAAGCAGAUAGAGAAGCAGAAACUGAGUAUCCGCAGAUCGCAAAGAUAAAGGCUUUAAUUGAGAAGAGACAACAGAAGCAGCCUCAUUAUCUUUUAUCCUCAUCAUCAGCUGUAACCUCUCAUUAUAAUCCUCCGCAGGAUUCAAUGAUGGGUCCCCCAGGUUACCCACCAGCAACAGGACAAGGUCCUUCAAUCAAUAUUCCUGAAAGACCUUCUUAUACAGGAAUACGAUCGAAUUUUCGACGAGGAGCAAACAAUGAAAUGUGGAAUUUGCCAUCUGCAAUGCAGCAGACCGGAGCUAUGUUUAUUAUUCCACAAUCUCUUGGAAAGUUCGAUGAUGUUUUCAUGAGAUGGGAGUCAAUCACAAGGUCAUAUGUCGCUUCCCAAGGAUUUACAGAUGUUCGAGAUAAACUUCUUUUUAUGGAGAAUCUUCUUGGAGAAACAGAGAAGUUAAUCUGGACACAAUGGCGAAUGAGGUAUGCAGAUGAAUAUGCUAACCUUGUUGCUAUAGGCGAUGGAAAUGAAGGUACACAGAACAUCAUCUCUCAGAUGAGAACUGUGUUUACUCUUGAAGACCCUUACCAAGGAUCAACUCUUAUGCAAGAAGAAGCUUAUCGUGAUCUAGAACGACUUUCAUGCCGAGAUGUAAAGGAUAUCAUUAAGUUUCUAAAUGAUUAUCUUCAUCUUGCAACAAAGUCAGGAAGGUUGUUUAUUGGAGAAGAGUUAUCCUCUAAACUCUGGUCGAAGAUGCCAGGUGACCUCGGAGAAAGAAUCAAGAAAGGAUUUGCAGAACGACACGGUGCAAAUACAAUUGGCGUCGUUCCCCGAAUUCUUUAUGCUUACAAAUAUCUGGAAGCUGAAUGCAAGAAUGCGGCGUUCCAGAAGUCACUUCGUAAUCUGGACUUUUGCAGGGAAAUCCCUAUCCCUGGGUACUAUAAAGAACCAGAAAAGAAGUAUGGUGUUCGAAAGGCUACCACCUACAAAGGAAAGCCACAUAAUUCUCACGUUAGAAUUGACAAGAGAAAGUAUUUACAAAAGUCAAAACAUUGUAAAUGCUACUUAUGUGGAGAGGAGGGACAUUAUGCCAGAGAUUGCACAAAGGAAAAGAAGAAUGUCAAGAGGGUAGCUGUGUUCGAAAAUCUGAGUAUUCCUGAAGACUAUGAUGUGAUGUCCGUAGAACCAGGAGAUGAAGACUCAGAUGCAAUUUAUUCAGUAUCUGAAGGGAUUGAUGAUACUGAACAAAUCGGAGGAGGUUUGACAGAAACAAUUUAUAUGCUUCGAGAAGCUGAUAAUGUUUAUUGGCUUGGCAAGGAAGGAGGAUAUCGGGCUCAAGUUAAAGUCUCACCUGAGAUCUAUCACUGUCAACAUGAAUGGGAUCAACAAAACCCAUUACCUGAAGACAGGAGACCAGAAUGCACUACAUGUAGAAGGGAUUUAUCCUCAUACUCGAAGGCUUUCUGCAACAAAUGUAAUGCCUUGACAUGUGCUCUUUGUGCCAAGCAUUACUUCAACCUCACUACGUUCAUCACUCGGAAAGCUCCGAUUCCCUACAAUCAAAAGCCAUUGUUACAAGAGCAACAAGAAUACAUCCGGUGGUGUGAAGCUGAGAUGAAGAGGCUUCGGGAAGAAGCAAUCCAAUACAAGACUGAACUUGAGGAACUCAAGUUAAUAAUUAAGCUUCAGGAUGAUGAACGGGAACUAAGAAUGAAGGGAAAAUACAAAGAAGAAGAAAUUCAGGAGUUGGAAAGAGAAGCUGAAGCUCAUGUUCACUUUGAAGAAGGUCCUUCAGAAAAGAUUCUUGCCCUUGAUGAAGUUAUUGCAGGAGAAGAAUUCAAGGAAAAGAAGAAGAACAUGCUUUACAAUCUCACCGUGGAACUGGAGGUUCCAGGAGUACAACGAAUCCAACUACGCGCAAUCCUCGAUACAGGAGCAACCACUUGCGUCGUAGAUGCUGACUCCGUCCCAGAAGAAGCCUUGGAAGAAAAUACUUAUACUGUUGAGUUCAACGGUAUAAAUUCAAAGUCAAAGGCCAACAAGAAAUUAAAGGGUGGAAAGAUGUAUAUAGGGGACAAUUGGUUUCGAAUCCCUUAUACAUACAGUUUCCCAUUUAAACUUGGAGGAAGAAUUCAGAUGAUUAUCGGGUGCAACUUCAUUCGAGCAAUGUAUGGAGGAGUACGUAUUGAAGGAGACAAUGUUACAUUCUACAAGAAUGUAAUAACAAUCCAGACCCGUCAAUCAGUGAAUCUCUUGGAGGAGCUUGAAGAAGAAGAGGAUUUCACAGUGGAUCAUUAUUAUGAGCCUUCAACAGAAUGGCUAUUUCAUUCCACUCAUAUUAAUCCUCAUUUUGAGCAGCAAUUUGAAGAAUUAAUGAUGCAGCUCAAAACCUGUGGAAUCAUAGGCGAAGACCCUAUGAAGUACUGGUCGCACAAUCAGAUUACCUGCAAAUUGGACUUGAAGAAUCCCGAUUUCACAAUCAAUGAUCGUCCAAUGAAGCAUAUAACUCCGGCGAUGAAGGAAAGCUUCAAGAAACAUAUUGAUCAGCUUCUAUGGUAUAAAUACCAUAAUGGCAAAGGUGGGCCAUAGCCGUAUUUAUUCCAAGUUUGACUUGAAAAGUGGAUUUCCCCUUGUCUGAAUCACGAUCUGCACAUGAUUGUAGAAAUCCGAGUGAGAGUUUUGCGAUUUUUAGUUUCGUCGUUGGUCCUGACGAUACUCUCUGAUCUGAUCUUCAAAUAGUGGUGCUCCAGGUGUUGCUGAAUCAUAGGCGAAGACCCUAUGA
Messenger RNA from Camellia sinensis, 3688 nucleotides. The record is from RefSeq and is a predicted model, not a curated record. Lineage: Eukaryota; Viridiplantae; Streptophyta; Magnoliopsida; Ericales; Theaceae.